AUGCGAAUUGCCUCGUCUAUAGGCGUAGGCCUGGCUGUUAUCGCCCAGGUGCACGCUUUGGCACCGCGCACUCAGGUUGCAGAUGAAUAUGAUUUUGUCGUUGUUGGUGGAGGUCAAGCUGGUCUCGUGCUCGGAGCCCGUUUAUCAGAAAUUGCAAAUUACACCGUCCUCGUGCUGGAGGCAGGGACCAAUGGAGACGAAUAUCGACACCGCAUAGAUACGCCUGCGUACUCCUACUACGACUCGCUAUGGACGACACCAAUGAAUUGGGCAUAUUAUACUGUUCCUCAGUCUAAUGCCGAUAAUCGCCAGAUACAAUGGCCCCGUGGAAAGGGGCUUGGAGGCAGCUCUGCAAUCAACGGAUUGUAUAUGACGCGACCUGGUAAAGAUGAGAUCAAUGCGUGGAAAGACCUGCUAGGAGAUAUGGACGGCGCAGACAAUUGGUCGUGGGAUUCAUUCUAUGCUGCACUGAAGAAGAGUGAAACAUUCACGCCUCCAUCGGAUGCAAUUGCUACCGAAGGAAAUGUCACAUGGGAUCUUUCCACUCGUGGCACUCAGGGACCGAUCCAUGCAUCGUAUCCUGGAUAUACCUUCCCAGAAGUCGGCGAAUGGAUCCAGUCUCUGGACGCAAUGGGCGUUGCUAGUUCCAGUGGAAUGUAUGGCGGUGAUGUUUACGGCGCCGAGGUCUCGACCUCAAGUAUCAACCCUACGAACUGGACACGUUCGUACAGUAGGACGGGCUAUCUCGACCCUCUCGCUGACAACGGCAACUACGAUGUCGUGGCUGAUGCAUUCGUCAUGCGCCUGCUUUUCGACAGUUCAUCUCCCUUGGGUAAUUUGACGGCAAACGGUGUUCAGUAUACGCUCGACAAUGGCAAGACAAAUUGCACGGUCAAAGUCAACAAGGAGGUUAUUAUAUCAGCGGGAACAAUUGGCAGUCCGGCAGUGCUGCUUCACAGCGGUGUUGGUCCGAAGGAUGUUCUUUCGGAUGCCGGAGUUAAGUUGGUGUCUGAACUUCCUGGUGUGGGUCAGCAUCUUCAAGAUCAUCUCAGCGCUACUAUCAAAUGGAAUACGAGCGUUGUGACCUCGGGUUCGAUCUUCUAUCAGAAUCUGCCUGACAAGAACAAUACUCUCUACCUCUCUUAUAUCGAUUCAGCCAUUGCCUACGUCAACUCUACACUGAUGUAUGGUGAUAAACUGGGCUCUCUGCAAAAGAAUAUUACCACUCAAAUCAACUCAUACGCGCUGAACAUAACUUAUGAUGCCGGCGUUGUUGCCGGAUUCAAGGCAAUUGCAAACAUAACGGCAACCACCAUCCUCGAAAGUUCUAUCGGCCAAAUUGAGCUCUUGUUCAUGAACAGUGAUUCAAAUGGUGAUAUCGGCAUCACUGCUGCCCUUCAACAUCCUUAUAGCCAUGGCCGCGUAUACAUCAAUUCCUCGAAUCCACUAGAUUAUCCAGUGAUUGAUCCGAAUUACAUGGGCUUUUCUGCCGAUUAUGAAAUCCUCCGCGACGGCCUCAAACUCGCCCGCCAACUCGGCAACACCAAGCCCCUAAGCGGCUGCCUAACAGCUGAGAUCUCACCAGGCCCCCAAGUCAAAACCGACGAUGACUGGCUUGACUGGAUCCGCGAAUCAGCCGGCUCGGAAUUUCACCCUUCGUCAUCCUGUGCAAUGCUGCCACGAGAACAGGGUGGUGUUGUCGACGCCAACCUUCGCGUGUAUGGACUUGCCAAUGUCCGCGUUGCAGACGCCAGUGUUGUCCCGAUUUCAUUGUCGACGCAUCUCAUGUCUUCAACGUACGGCGUGGCCGAGCAAGCUGGUAAUAUCAUUCGUGCGUACUACACAAAUACGACGACUGGCACAGACGGUUCUGGUCCUGGAUCUACGUCGCCAGCGGGCACGGUGUUGGGCGCUCAUUCGACUACCAGUACUGCCGCUACACCGACGGCGCCUUCUGGUGGAGUGCAGACCGUUUCUGUGGUGUCUGCUUGGGUUGCGGUUGUUCUCGCUGCAUCGGUUUCCAUCUUCCUGUCUUUUUAA
Molecule: messenger RNA, 2040 nt
Organism: Talaromyces marneffei
Lineage: Eukaryota; Fungi; Ascomycota; Eurotiomycetes; Eurotiales; Trichocomaceae
Exons: 7
Coding region: 1-2040 (679 amino acids)
Molecular function (GO): flavin adenine dinucleotide binding; oxidoreductase activity, acting on CH-OH group of donors
Source: RefSeq, a predicted model, not a curated record